Molecule: messenger RNA, 2197 nt
Organism: Arachis stenosperma
Lineage: Eukaryota; Viridiplantae; Streptophyta; Magnoliopsida; Fabales; Fabaceae
Product: pentatricopeptide repeat-containing protein At5g48910-like
Exons: 1
Coding region: 160-2055 (631 amino acids)
Biological process (GO): RNA modification
Molecular function (GO): RNA binding; zinc ion binding; protein binding
Source: RefSeq, a predicted model, not a curated record
AACUGCGAACCCCAUUAGAUCCUAAAUAUGAAAAUGGCUAUCGGUUUCGGGUGUUGUUCCCAGUUCCCUCCCAAUUAAUAAAAAUGAAAUUAAAAUGCCCUAACUAAAGUGAUUUGGGCAUAUGGUUGCUGUUUGAAUGUGAAUGUGAAUGCGAUUAGAAUGCGAAAGGGCAUAGAGCAGAGAAUCGCGUCCCUUCUUAAGGACACCAAAACCCAGAAGCAGUUGCUUCAAGUUCACGCCUUUUACAUCAAAACAUGUUCCUCUCAUAAUCGCUUCCUCCAAGCCAAGCUCUUAGGCACACUUGUUUCGCUUCCUACUCCCAUUGAUUUGCACUACGCUCGCGCUUUGUUCGAUUCUUUUCCCCUUCGCGACACCUUCAUCUGGAACACCAUGAUCCGCGCUUACCUCUAUGCUCAAAACCCUCAACAUUCUGUUACCCUUUACUUCCAAAUGCUCCUUCAUCAUGAUGAACAUGUUUCCGUUGAUAGCUUCAGCCUCUCCUUGGUUUUUCAGGCAUGUGGGAGGUUGUUGGAUUGGGAAAAUGGCACAAAGAUACAUACCCAUGUGCUCAAGCUUGGCUUUGCUCCUGAUUUGUUUGUCCAAACUGCGCUAAUUGAAAUGUAUGCAAAAUGUGGUCAUUUGGAUUAUGCUUGCAAGGUUUUGGAUUCCAUGGAAGAGCCAGACUUGGUUUCCUAUAAUGUGCUGUUGGUUGAGUAUGUUAGAAUUGGGGAAAUUAAGAUGGCACACCAACUGUUCAACAGAAUGCCUCAGAGGGACUUGGUUUCUUGGAACACAAUGAUCCAUGGUUAUGCCUCGCUAGGCGAUGUUGGGACGGCACACAAGUUGUCUCAUACUGAUGUUGAACAUAGACAGCAAUCUAAUGAGGCAUUGAAACUAUUUCAUGAAAUGCAAGUAGCUAAUGUGGUGCCUGAUAGGGUCACCAUGCUCAGUGUCUUAUCCGCGUGUGCGAGCUUGGGUGCCCUUGGAAUGGGGAAGAUGGUUCAUGAGUACAUUGAAAGGAAUGGAAUUGGAAUUGACAUGAAGCUGGGAACUAGUCUUUUGGACAUGUAUGCCAAGUGUGGGGACAUAGAUAAUGCACUGAGGAUGUUUGAGCUCUUGGACCAUAAGGAUGUUUUUACAUGGAGUGUCAUGAUAAUGGGACUUGCAAAUCAUGGAUUUGGGGAGCAGGCUCUAGCAUGUUUUUCCAAGAUGAUAACUGAAGGAAUCAAACCAAAUGAUGUUACUUUUAUAGGUUUAUUAAGUGCAUGCAGCCAUAGUGGAUUGGUUGACAAGGGAUGGGUAUGCUUCAAAUCAAUGAGUUGUCUUUACGGAUUUUCUCCAAAGAUUGAGCACUAUGGAUGCAUGGUCGACAUUUUAGGGCGGGCAGGGCUCCUUGAAGAGGCUAGGGAACUUAUCAGGACUAUGCCAUUUGCACCAGAUGCCAAAGUGUGGAGGGCCUUUCUUGGAGCUUGUAAAAUUCAUAAAAAUGUUGACCUGGCGCAAGAAGCCACGUUAAAUCUUCUUGAAUUGGAGCCUCAUGUAGAUGGAAAUUAUCUUCUCCUGUCAAACAUAUAUUCCCAAGCAAAGAAAUGGGACAGGGUUGUGAUGUUGAGGAGGAGUAUGAAAUGUUCAAAUAUUCAGAGAGUCCCAGGAAGUAGCUCAGUUGAAGUUGAUAAUACAGUUUAUGAAUUUGUUUCUGGAGACAAAUCUCAUCCGAAAUCCUUGGAGAUAUAUGAAAUGUUGGAAGAAGUACUUGAUAGAAUUCAAUGUGCUGGAUAUGAGCCAUUAACAACUUCAACCGUACAAGAUGUUAAUGAACAAGAGAAACAGAAUGCAUUAGCUACUCAUAGUGAGAAGUUAGCAAUUGCUUAUGGACUACUCACCACUCCUCCUGGGAGUCCCAUCCGGAUCUUCAAGAACCUGCGAGUUUGUGAGGAUUGCCAUUUGAGUAUUAAAUUUAUUUCCAAGGUGUACCAAAGGAAAAUAAUUGUAAGAGAUAGAAAUCGUUUCCAUCAUUUUUAUGGAGGUUCAUGCUCUUGUAGGGACUAUUGGUAGAAACACCGUACCGCUCUGCUAUUCAAAUUUCUAUAGUAAGAAAGUAUUCAUAUUAUAGAGUAUAUAUACAUUGAAAAGUAAUGAAAUUAAGGGUGCGAGAAGUAUAUCUAACAUACAUAGCAAUGUCCAUAUUUUUUAAAUU